This is a messenger RNA of Fusarium vanettenii 77-13-4, 1557 nucleotides long. RefSeq lists its product as uncharacterized. Lineage: Eukaryota; Fungi; Ascomycota; Sordariomycetes; Hypocreales; Nectriaceae. The transcript has 3 exons. The record is from RefSeq and is a predicted model, not a curated record. Gene Ontology annotation, biological process: carbohydrate transport; transmembrane transport. Gene Ontology annotation, molecular function: carbohydrate:proton symporter activity. The coding region runs from base 1 to 1557 and encodes 518 amino acids. Gene Ontology annotation, cellular component: membrane.
AUGGGAUUCUUUGACGCGUUCAAGUUCGACUGGAAAUCCCACAAGUGGGCUCUCAUCUACUGUUCCAUUGCCGCUAUCGGCGCGCUCUGCUACGGUUAUGACAACACCUACUACAAUGGCGUUCUUGCGAUGCAAGAGUUCAAGAACGACUACGGUACACACUACGACGAGAACGGUAACAAGGCGCUGCCUUCGUCGUUCCAAUCGCUCACGGCUUCGUCCAUCUACAUCGGGGACCUUUUUGGUGCAAUCCUUGCCUCGCCCAUCAAUGAUCGUUGGGGACGAAAGGCCGUGUUUUGGGUCGCCUCGUUCUUCAUCCUUUUCGGUGGUAUUGCGCAGGUUGCCGACACGAACCAUGAAUCUGUGAUUGUGGUUGGGAGGAUCUUAAUUGGCCUCGGCGUUGGCCAGUUCACUGUUACGACGCUUCUUUACAUGGGAGAAAUCGCACCCACGGCGAUUCGUGGACCGACCUUGAUGAUGUUCCAAUUCCUCCAGUCCUGGUCGCAACUCAUUGCCUCAGCCAUUACACAGGGCAGCGAAAACAUCAAGAGCUCGCUCUCCUACAAACUUCCCAUGGGUGGUCUUAUUAUCCUCCCGCUGAUGAUGUUCGCCGGUCUUCCUUUCAUCCCAGAAAGUCCUGUCUGGUACCUCUUUAAGGGCCGACGGAGCGAAGCCGAAAACGCCCUUCGAAAGAUCAACCGAAGCCAGACCGAGUAUGACCCGACGAAUGAUAUGCAGACGCUGGAAGAGACGGAGCGUGUUGAAGAACAGCAUACUGAAGAGUCGUCCUGGAAGUCGCUUGUCAUGGAUCCCAUUGAGCGACGCAAGGUCAUUUACUCAGCCGGCGCCCUGUUCAGUCAGCAAAUCUGUGGUGUGCUGUUCUUCUACGUCUACGGUGUUGUCUUUGCUCAAGAGAUUGGCAUCAAGGAUCCGUUCCUUAUUCAGCUGAUCACCAAUAUCCUGCAGAUCUUUGCGGUGGGAGCAUCCGUCAUCACUGGAAACAAGAUCCGACGACGAACUAAUCUGUUGGUGACGAACUUCAUGAUGCUUGUGGCAUUCAUCGUGAUUGGAGGCAUUGGAACGCAAAAGACUCUGACGACGGCCUCUCAAUAUGUUAUUGUCGUCUUCUCGUACAUGUUUGUUGUCGGAUUCAACUUUGGACCUGGGCCCUUGGCUUAUACCGUUGCACGAGAGAUGGCGGUUGGCAUCAACCAGAGCAAGAUCAUGUCCACGUCCAUCGUCGUCUUUUAUUUUGCGACCUGGCUCGUCUCCUUCACGGCGCCCUACAUGUACUACGAUGGUGGUCUCGGCCCCAUGGUCGGCUUUGUGUACGCUGGAACGACUGGCAUCGCCCUCAUCUGGACUUGGUUCUGCGUCGGAGAGACCACGGGACGAACCAACCUCGAGAUUUCGCUCUUCUUCACCGAAAGUAUUCCGGUGCGUGAGUGGCGAACCCACGUAUUCAACUCUUCCCACACGUCUGAGGACUUGGAGAAGAGCGCUGGUAGCUUCGAGCAGGGAAAAGGAACGGCCGCCCACGUGGAUGUUGCGCCUUGA